AUGUCUACUUAUUUUGAACAAGAAGUGCCCCAAGCGCAUACCGAAAACUCAAAUCAAUGCAACAACAUUGCAAUGUGGAAUGAUGACUCUUGCGUAUCUCAAAAUGACUCCUACUAUUCAUUAUCUCCGUCGAUUGUACAAUAUCCAAAUAGUCAAGGAAGAUUUGAUACCCAAUCAGAUUAUCCAGAAGUCAUUGACAGAAGAAUAGUGGCUCCCAACUAUAAUAUCAAACGUAACAACUACCCAGGUUCCAGCGUCAUAACUCCCAACCACAAGAGGUUGAUGCUAAGUCACUACUUGUAUAGUGAAACAGAGAAUCAGUUUCAAAAUUUAAAACUGAGGUCACAACAGUGUUCAGAUAGUGCUGACAGAACAACCGAGUCUGAUUUUUCUCGCCCCAAUUCACACUAUCACUCACCAGAUAGUAAUUUGGGCUAUGAUAAUCCGAAUCAGCAAUUUCCAUUAUUUGGCAAACCAUGUCCAACUUGCAAAUGCAGAUGUAGGUCGUGGCCCCUGAACGCUGGAAACCAAGAGCAGGAUGAUGCCAAUCUCGAAGAUGAAAAUGGUAUCCCCGAAGGAGACAACGGAAGAUAUUCAAUUUUUCGAAGCAAUUGCAAAAGCGAUAUCUUUGAAGACUCUGAAGACGGAACAAGACUCAAGCAGGUAGAACUAAAAUUCACCAGUGAUAUUUCUUUCAAAACAAUCAACCAAAUUCCAUGGACCGCCAAGGAAGAAAAUGAAGGAAGAAGAAUCAUUAGAGUAACACGAGUACAAAGGAAAAAUAUAUUGAGUUUGGAAUUACUGAUAAUAGCUCAACUGUCUCAACAUUUAAACCAAACUAGCGGAAGUAACUACGUUGAGGUUUCGUGCAUUAAGUACAUCCACAGCAACAGAGGCAGGGUGAACUACCUUAUCACGUCCGUCGAAGUGAUCAAGAUUAUCGAGUUGCUUACAGGCUCAGCAUGGAGAGAUCCGCUUUUGAGAAGAAUUGAACGUGGGAGACUCAGAUCGAAUUUGGCAACGCUUUGGCUGAAAGAAUUUCUUGCAAUUAAAUCAAAUCACACCAACAAAGCUUGUCUCAAACUUCUGGAGCAGCUUUCAAAUUACAAGAUUCGGAAACCUUACAAUGUUUGGAAAGAUUUGCGAUUAAUGCAUUGGGAUAAUUUGAUCGUUGCCCUCUCCAAAGUAUUGGGGUUCUACCGUGUCAGAACUUCUUCCAAUUCACCAAGCGUUUAA
Messenger RNA from Sungouiella intermedia, 1236 nucleotides. The record is from the annotation of a GenBank genome assembly. NCBI's taxonomy places the organism in Eukaryota, Fungi, Ascomycota, Pichiomycetes, Serinales, Metschnikowiaceae.